UGUCUAACAACCAGCCCAUUUGGAAAAAAGAACAUAGUAGUCCUUUAAAAAUAAAAAUCACCAGUAAAAUUCAGUCGACAUACAUAGUGUUUGAAAUUGCCGGAAUGGCUUCCAAUUGAAACGUGUUACAUAAAAAGGGCUGAAGUGAGUUAACGAUGUCGGCAGUCAAGGCGUUCCUGAAGGAUGGCAUGGUUGUGGCGGCGAUAAUGGGCCUGGGCGAUACUAUAGCCCAGUUGGUCAUUGAAAAGAAGCCGCUGAACGACUGGGAUACCGGGCGAACUCUACGAUUCGGUGCCCUGGGUCUGGUGUUUGUGGGUCCGGUUCUCAGGCAAUGGUACCUCUUCCUGGAGUCGAGGGUGCCCAAAACCUACACACCGAUGCGUCGGGGCGUCACCAAGAUGCUGGUCGAUCAAGUCUGCUUCGCGCCGCCCUUCUCACUGGCCACCUCCUUUCUGGUGCUGCUGAUCAAUGGCGAGCCCACCGAUCGGAUCCGCAAGCGCCUCCACGACACCUAUCCCACCAUCAUGGCCCGGAACUACAUGCUCUGGCCCGCCGCCCAGAUGAUCAACUUUAGCUUCGUCCCGCUGGGCUACCAGGUGUUCUACGCCCAGACCAUCGCCCUCGUCUGGAACUGCUACCUCUCCCUGAUACUUAACAAAUAGGACAAUCCGUAUUACUAUCCAUAUCCGUUUCCGUGACCAAAUAUCCAUUUACCGGAAUAAAAUAUAUGUGUAAAUCGGCAUA
Molecule: messenger RNA, 744 nt
Organism: Drosophila subpulchrella
Lineage: Eukaryota; Metazoa; Arthropoda; Insecta; Diptera; Drosophilidae
Product: mpv17-like protein
Exons: 1
Coding region: 156-662 (168 amino acids)
Cellular component (GO): cytoplasm; membrane
Source: RefSeq, a predicted model, not a curated record